This is a messenger RNA of Striga asiatica, 327 nucleotides long. Lineage: Eukaryota; Viridiplantae; Streptophyta; Magnoliopsida; Lamiales; Orobanchaceae. The record is from the annotation of a GenBank genome assembly.
AUGGUUUUGAGCCCAACUGCUGAAUUCCCUCCCAAAUUCAAAUUCAAAUUUAAACUUCUUGAGCCGGUUUCAGGCCGGACGCUAUGGACGCGGCCAAAUUGCCGCCGUCGUACUCGCUCAGGUCGAAGAAGUGAGAAGCGAUUACCCACCCUAUCGAAUCUGAAGGUGCGGAGAACUCCCAGGACCGACCCGAAUCCAUUGGGAGUGAAAAUGUCUGGGAAGCCGACGGAUUCCCCGAGGCGGUUGCGCAAUCUUUGCACGGCGAUGUCGAUCGAAGAAAUCAGGGAGGCGUACAUGGAGCUCCGGGGACGCAGAUCCGACCCAUGA